Racocetra fulgida is the source of this 1122-nucleotide messenger RNA. Lineage: Eukaryota; Fungi; Glomeromycota; Glomeromycetes; Diversisporales; Gigasporaceae. The record is from the annotation of a GenBank genome assembly.
AUGCCAACAAAUGUACCAAUGUGCAAAAUUCACGUAUCGCAUAAUAAAUUUCCUGUUACACACGCUGCUUUAAAACAAUAUAAAUUUUAUUUCCAAGAAGUCUUAGAAGGACAAGAAAUACCUGCAGGUACUUUAGACCCAUUUAUCAUUAAAUUUAAUAAUCAUAAUGAUAACGAACCAACGGACAUUAUCAUAGUUGAUAAAGAUGGUUUAAUUCAUUCGGAUCCCGUCCAAAUUGAAUCAUCUGAAGUUGAUACUAGUCAAGAUACACAAGUUAAUAUACAUCAUGAAGAUUCUUUAAAAACAUUUCCGGUUAUUCCGCCUGGACACAAAGAAAGUCUUCGCAUAUCGCAUUCGGAUAAUUUACUUUUUGAAGAAUGUGUUUCUAAAUUAACCACUACACCACAAUCUUUACAUGAUAUAAUAUCUACCUUGGAUAGUUUAGAAGAUUUGGUUCAUGAAUUGGAUUUUGGCAUAAAACUCGCUAAAGGCAAUGGUCUUAUCUCAAUUGUUAAACUUUUGGAUAAUGAUUCAAAUAAAGUCAGAGAAAAAGCUGCUUUGGUAAUUGGUACUACCGUGCAGGAUGAAGCAUUAAAAUUGGAUCUCAUACCUUACCUUCUAGACUUACUGUCUUCUGAGACAGAUAUAAAAGUUUCCUCUCGUCUUUUAUACGCUUUAUCCAGUGUAGUUCGUGGUAACAAAGAGUCAAUACAGUCUAUCAAUGAUAAUCAAGGAUUGUCACGGUUGGCAACUGUAUACCAAAAAUUAGACAAUAAUGAUUUCCGUGCAAAAUGUGCCUUAUUCGUUGCCGAUUUUAUAGAUCCGAAUAUGUUCAAUAUUGUUCAUCAAAAGUUUAAUCUUUUCGAUCAAAAUCAUCAUGAUAUUGUUUCUCCAUUUGAGAAUGUUAUCGAAAUCUGGUGCAAUUUACUUCAGGAUACAUUAUUCGAUGAUAUGGGCAAUGAUAAGGAAAUCGAUUUUGAUACACGUGAAAAAAUACUUAGCGGGAUAUCCAUGAUCAAGAGUCAAUAUUCACGUCAGUGCCCUAUUCAUAUCGGAUUUAAAAAUUGGUUAUUAAAGCAAACUAAUUCGGAUAGUGAUGAAUAUUUAAGUUUAGUUAACCAA